UAUGACUAUACUGUCAUGCUGUCCAGUAAUUGUUUUGGCUAUGAAAAGGCAUACUAUAGUUUAGUGUCCUAUUCUGAUGGGUAAACUUGGUUGUGCAGUGGUAACAUUUGCAAUAGGAAUACUUGUUCUUUCAGUGUUCAUGUUCAUACAGUUAACUAAAGGACAAAGUCGUGAUGUAUAAAUCUAAGUUAUUUUAAAAGUUUCACUCACGUGGGAAGAAACAAUGAGUCACUGCUACUGUGUUCAGGACUGUAAACAUCAUGUCAAUAACCUAUAUUUGGGGUGUACAGAAGUUCAGUUUUCUAUUUGCACCGUCAUGUUUACUAUAAUGACAAUACACUAGCACGUCUGAAUUGGCUACAUUUUAAUAUUUUGCGUUUGUUUUAUAUUGUAGUAAAUCAACAUGUUAAUAUCAAAACAUCUAUUCUUAAAGUGGUGAUGACGUAGUAAGAACAACCAAAGUCCAGAGGCUCGGGUGUAGUGGCUUCAGAGCUUCAGCUCGUGUACGAAACUCGGAUAAAACGCCUUUAUCACUUAGUCAACAUCUAAACCCAUGGUGAAUAUCUGUAGAAGAUGCACAAUACUAUUAGAUUCGAUUCACUUUAAGUGAUUUAAUGUAACAUCCUUGUGAUAGUAGUAAAAGUACGGAGUUGUUGAGGUAGAGUUGCUGUUGCUAAGAUAGCUAACAGUUGGAGCUGCGCAGAGUUGUAUCCCCUGUUGGAACAGGAGUGAGGAGAGGACGAGUAGCUGCUUGACCCCUUUCAUGCUGUGAAUAUGUUAAAUUUCAUCAACUUUUGGUCUCCAAAAUCUUCGAACCUAUGGUGAAGAGAAAGAAGACGUCGUCAGCUGUCGACGAGCUGGAAAAUGGGAUGACAGUAGGCCAAGGGGAUGUAUCUGGGGGUGAGGGGCCAAAGAAACCUGCCCGCAAACUGGAGGGUUGCGAUGAGGAGGAGAGCGGAGAUCAGGCGAGCGAGGAGACGAGUACAAAGAGAGACGAAGAGGAAAUUCUUAAUCCAUCAACUGCGGCCAGCUCCAGUUUGACUCUGAGUCUUCCCACUUCCACACCGAACCCGUCCGGACCACCAGAGAACUUACAGUCCAAUAGUUCGCCUCCUCCCGUCCCACAGAACCAGGAUCAGCAUCAUUUUCUCCGUUCCAGUGUGCGACCUCCGAGCAAGCGGCUCCGGAAGGACCCCGUUGCCCCUGCGCUGAACGGGCACGGCGGGGCGAAAGCGAAAGGGGCAGAGGCAGGGCCAGCAUUGUGUGCAUCAACCACAGCGGGCCCCGUAGGAGGAUCAGGGGCUGGGGGCAGCUCUCGGUCAGGCCCGCGAGGCCAGGGCUCCGGGGGGACAGAGGAGGGCGGCAGCCAGAAGCGCACCCGCAGACAGUGGGAGUCCUGGAGCACCGAAGACAAGAACAGUUUCUUCGAGGGCCUUUAUGAGCAUGGGAAGGACUUUGAAGCCAUUCAGAACAACAUAGCACUGAAGUACAAAAAGAAAGGGAAGCCAACCAGCAUGGUGAAGAACAAGGAGCAGGUUCGCCAUUUUUACUACCGCACCUGGCACAAGAUCUCCAAGCAUAUCGACUUCAACAAUGCAUACUCCCGUGUGCUUAAGAAGUCCUCUCAGGAGCUCUACGGCCUCAUCUGCUACGCCGAGCUUAGGAAGAAAGUUGGAGGCUUGAUGGACGAUAAGAAUGUUGCGAAACUGAACGAGCUCAUUCAGCAGGGAGCCACCACAGUGCGUUCCAAAGGCAGAAACCUGCGGAUUAAAGCCCCAAUGUGCCGAGCCCUAAAGAAAUUGUGUGACCCAGAUGGAGUGAGUGAUGAAGAGGACCAGAAGCCUGUCCGGCUACCGCUGAAGGUUGCCGUGGAGCUGCAGCCACGUAGCAACCACUCCUGGACCCGUGUUCAGAGCCUGGCCCACAAUCCCCGCCUCCGGAUGGUUGUGGAGCUCCACAGGAAGGUGUCCAGUCUGAUUGAGUUCCUGAAGCAGAAAUGGGCGGUGCAGGACCAGCGAAUUCGUAAGAGUCUAGAGGAACGGGAAGCUCUGGAGGGAGCCCCUAAGAAGGCGGAGUCUGAGGAGCUCCUCCUCUUCCCGGCCGAGAGCAGCACGGUGACUGCUUUGCCGGGUGUGGCGCGUGUGGUGCACUCCAAAGCUUCGUGCACGGUGCACUGGCAGGAGACCGGGAGGAGCCGCCCGGGUUCCCGAGACCUGCCCACUGCCCACAUACUGGGCAUCCAGCCUGGGGGCAGGGGAGUGGGGCGCCCUGGGAAGGGUGCAGCGCCCCCUGCUGUGAAAGCAGAGGGACAGAGCCUGGAGGGGACGGACGGUGGCUCAGCAGGAGUAGCAGCUGCAGCGAGUGGGGGAGAGAAUGCUAGUGCUAACGCUAACCCAACUCAAGGCUCCACUGUAGCGUCUGUUAUCUAUCCUGUGCACUCCACUUGCGCGGCCAUCCCCCCGUCACUCCCAGCGGAGCAGAGCGUUGGAAAGGGACCAGCCGAGACGGAGGGGGCUGUGCAGGGGGACACGGACGGCAAGGAGAAAAUCUCCCUAGCGGAGAAAGACUGCGCUCCUGCCGAGCAAAACAAGGAGGAAGCCAUGGCAGCAGGCGUGGUGUCUCCCGACCACGCUCCUGCUCCACCUGCCGUGUUACCCGACACCUCCACACGGGCAGAUGGGGACGGCGGCGGUGGUGGUGGUGGUGGUGCUAGUGGUGGUGGUGGUGGUGUGGUAGUAGUGGUGGUGGUGGCAGCAGCAGUGUCACUGCCAGCGUCAUGCCAACGGGGCUCUCCGGAGAGGAUCCGCGAGGAGGGCUGGAGCGUCCAGGAGGCAGAGAAUGUGACGCUGGCUGAGCUCUACCUCAUGCUGGGCAAGCCAGGCAAGCUGCAGCUGGAGUAUGAGUGGCAGGCCAGGCCGCAGCCCCCUGCGUCCAUCCCGCCCAACACGCACAACGUCCUGCGCUGCCUCCUUCGCCUUGUGGCCUCAGAGGUCAACCCCAAACCGGCUCCGGAGCUGUGUACAGUGGGCACAUCCCCAGUGAAGCCGACUCUGGAGGAGCAGGCCCAGUCCCUGACUCCCCCAGGCAAAGCCCCUGCGGGAGCCAUGCGCAGUCCCACCUGUGGCCGCCAGCAAAGCACAACACGCAACACCAAGCUGCUGCUGCCUAACGCAGUCACCACAGGUGGGAGAAACCUGCCCCGCUCUCUGCUGGUGUCCGGGGCUGAUGGCGAUGGGGGCGUUUUCGCCGUGCCAACCAUGCUGCCCCCAAAUAGCUCACGUCUCUCACGCAUGUUCUCCCCCAACAAGGAGGCCGAGCUGGCCUUUAGACAGCAGCUGGACUCCAUCAGCUCUGACUUUUUGCUGCCGAAGCAGAGGAAGCUGGGAAGGAGUCGUCCCCUGAGGAAACCUCUGGUCGUCCAGAGAACAUUGGUGCCGCGGACAACUGGCGACACAUCACAGCACGUCUGUUCCUUUUCCAUACUCUCCAACUCCUCAGCCACAGGAACGGGCUCCUUUCGGCCUAUUCAGCCCCGUGUACCUCUGGCGCGACCUCUCGUUACCAAAACCACAGCCAGCGCACCAAGCCCUUCACCCUCGACUGAACUGUCCAGUGCGAUUGACCUGGCGGCCAAGUCUGCGGGCAUCAUUCCAGGCAGCCCAUGUGGAGAGAUGGAGGCCCCCGCUGUGGAGGACGAUCUCCUGGGGCCGGAGAGAGACAUGCCCCUGACGCCGCCCCAGCCCCAGACAGACAUCCUCCAGGAACAAGCAGAGGAGUCUCUGCAGAACAGCCUGCCCCCUCCUUCCCCAGGUGGUGCUGACUCCAUGCUUGCACCACCCAGCGUCGCCUCCUUAUUGGACAUCUCACUUCCUGGUCCCCCAGAGGAGUCCCUCCCCUCGGGAGAAGCCCAGACUCAUAUCAGCGACUCCAUCAUCGAGCUCGCCAUCAACUCCGCACAUUAUGGGGAUGGAUCAUCUAUGUCUCCGGCCAAACUCAAUGGGACAGACACCCCCAAACUGCUGCCCUCUCCCUCCGAUAGCCCAGCCCACAGCUGGAUCCCCUCACCCUCUCAUGACCCCCAGUGGUACCCCAGCGACUCCACAGACUCUUCACUUGGCUGCCUGCUGUCAAGUCUGGUGUCCCCUGAAAAACAUCGCCGGACACAACUCCGCCCUGUGGGCCCAUCCAGUGGUACAGCCCUCCUGGGCCCCAGCUGUCUGGACUCCAAUUCCCAUGAUUCAUUUCCGGCCAGAGGCCUACCUGAGGUCGACACCCAGCUGGCCUGCAUGAUGAGUGAGAGCAGCGUGGACUACAUCGCCCGGUUCAACGACCUCGCCCAAGAGCUGUCUGUCACAGAGUCACAUCUCCCACACCACGGGGUCUGAGAGGGGCCAAGGGGACCUGCCACAUGUCUGAUCGCAGAGUUGCCCAAUCAACAGCCUGGGAGCUGAUGCCCUUAGGGCAUGCUUGGGGACCUUUUCAUCUGGGAGUCCCAGGUGUCCCUGGUUAGGCCACAAGGGUGUGGUGCUUUGGCGUGAGAGGGGUGUCACCUCCUCAGCAAGAAGUAUGUGUGAUUGGUGGAACAGUUUAAAGAAGUGCAAUAGUGCGCCAAGAUCUACACCACCCGACCUGAUUGGGCUGUGUGUAUGUGAGCGAACGAGUGUGUGUGAGGUGAGAGAGAGAGCGCGUGUGAAUGGGAGACUGUGUGACUGACUAUUCUGAGAGUGCUCAGUGAGCCGCCCUCUGGAAACACUUUAAGCAAGACUGCUUACAAAAGAAACCUCAUGUACAGAAAAUCCUUGCCUGCCAUAUCUGAACAAAGAGCUUCCCCUCUAUACCUCUAUCUUGCUGUCUCUCUGCCUGUCUGCUUGUCUCUCCGUCCCCUCAUAGUUGCGUGUGUGUGUGUGUGUGUGUGUGUGUGUACACAAUAGUGUGAAAUUGAACUGAGUGAUUUAAAACUUCUCUGUCUGUCCGUAUCCCUCCAUUGUUGCUGCUCCCUCUCUCUUUUUCUAUCUCGCAACCUUCCUCUUAUUCUGGGUUUGCCUAGCUGAUAUCCUCAGAUAUGCAGUACAAAUUACAAAAGCUUAGUGUUGAUUUUAUACCUUUAUGUCCACUCCCUGAAGGACCAUUAUAGGAUUACAUCCCAGAGCUGGGUUUGACCAGGACGGAAAACUUUACUAAGACCUUAUAUGUGUGCGUGUGUGUGUGUGUGUGUGUGUGUGUGUGUGUGUGUGUGUAUGUAUGUGUGUGAGGGUGUUCAUAUGUCCUUCCUCCUCUCUGUAAUGUAAAAAUCUCCUUGAUGCAGAAACCAAGUUUUAAAAGCCAUAUGAUAAGAUUUUUGAGCAUUUGUAUGUGUGCGUGCACACGCCUGGUCCUUCCCUUUAUUCAUCCAUCCCAGCGACAUAUCUGCAGUAAUCUCAUUUCAGCGACUCUGCUUCCUGUCUGUUUUCAAUUGGCCGAUUUCAGGAACACUAACAUGGGAAGAUGUUGUUGUCUUAAAGAGCAACACAUUGGACGAGGACUAGAUGCAACCCUUAAAAGAAGGAGGCCAUUGCUGUCAUUGAUCUUUUUAGGAGUAGCAUUUGCGGCUCUGCUGGAAUGCGAUGAAUCACCCAAAUUCAGCUCUGGAGCAGCAUAACCUUGCACCCCAAUUACUCAGUCUGAUGUCUGGCACUGACACAGGCAGGACAUACCCUAGGUUGGGCUUGACAGUACGUUCAGUAAACACAGCCAUACGGUUAACACACACACUGACAUAGGUGUAACAGUUCAGACACAGCCGCAGAUAUUACUCAUUCUCAGGAAUACAGCAUGACACUCGGACACACACACAUUGUCACAUCCAUAUGAUCCACAUACUAAUGCCUUUAACUUAAUGAGUCACUAGCACAUACACUUUCACAUUACCCAAGAGGGAAAACCUGUUCACCUAGAGGUUGCAGUCCAGCUCCACUUGGGAAGAAACAAAGGCUUCCCUUUUUGUAUCUUUUUUUUUUCUGUUUUAACCUGGCAGCGUUGUAAUGUAAUCAAGUCAAACGGGUCCUAAUGUUGACUUUAAUUGCAAAAACGACCUUGCAGAUAUGCAGCUCAUGAUAGAAGGGUCAUCAGAUGGUGUGCGUGCGUGUGCGUGUGUGUGUGUGUGUGUGUGUGUGUGUGUACAUGUGUACAUGUGUACAAAAGAACACUGAUUCCAGUAUUCACUUCACCUUUGUAACAUACUGUAAAUGUUAUUUGGACUAUUUAUUGAUAACCAUUGAAGGUGUUUCUGUUUUUAUUUGUUUUAAUUUAAUAUAAAAGGCCUCUAAAACAUACAUCCCUGCUGUUUUAAAGAUCUGAGUUUGUAAAGUUGUUUUUACUCGUGCUUAUAAAUAGACAUUCAAAAACAAAAA
Messenger RNA from Clupea harengus (Atlantic herring), 6389 nucleotides. RefSeq names its product cramped chromatin regulator 1 (gene cramp1). Lineage: Eukaryota; Metazoa; Chordata; Actinopteri; Clupeiformes; Clupeidae. The record is from RefSeq and is a predicted model, not a curated record. Gene Ontology annotation, molecular function: chromatin binding. Gene Ontology annotation, biological process: pattern specification process. Gene Ontology annotation, cellular component: nucleus.